AUGGAUUCGAUAAGCGAAUUGCCGGAUGAGAUUCUUGGAAAGAUACUGUCUUCACUUCCGACAAAGGUGGCUGCUUCGACAUCGAUUCUGUCCAAGAGGUGGAGGAAUCUGCUGAGUCUUGUAGACACCCUUUGUUUCGAUGACUCGAUGGUUGUUUCGUAUCCCAAGGAAGAAGAAGCAACAAGCCGCUUCUUAGAAUUCGUAGACAAAAUAUGUGCUCUGCUAAGCAAUUCUCCCACCAUCAAGAAACUCUCUCUUUGUCAUGUACCGGUUAGACCUGGCCCUUACGAUGUCUCCUAUUUUGUGUAUUCUUGUCUCAAAUGUUGGGUUCAAACUGCAUUGGAAUGCGGUUUGUUGGAGCUACACUUGCACGCCAUCCCCAUUACUAGUGUUUAUAUGGAAACAAAGUUGUUAACGAGCAACACACUGGUCAAGCUCACACUAUGCCAUAGAUUUAUUCUUGCAGCCGAGGAUGUGUUUUUCCCAGCGCUCAAAUCACUCUCUCUCUUAUCAGUUGAUUUUGGUUAUGACAAGUAUUGCCAGCUCCUCGAUGGCUGCCCUGUCCUGGAAGAACUAUUCGUAACUGAUGAUGAUUCGUACCAGCAUUGGCCUUGUUGCGGUGCGUACGUGGAAAGUGCAUCCAUCAAGCGGCUUGUGGCCUUUGUCCAUCUUCCGGAUGCUCGAGAGCAUUACGACUGCAUGCUUUUCGAUGCACCUAGUCUUGUGUACCUUGACUAUUCCACUCACGUCUUUGGAAAUCAUGAGUUUCGCGGUUUGGAUUUGCUUGUCGAAGCCAGGCUGAACCUCAAGUUAUGGGUAUCAACUAACGAUUACGAUUAUUCUGAUGAUGAUUGUGAUGAUGAUGAUGAUUAUUUCGUUAAACCAAAGCCGGAUAUAUUUGGCGAUGUUACAGGUCUAGUUGAGGGCAUAAGCAACAUUACCACCCUUCACCUCUCUCCUGAUUCCCUUGAGGCGUUUCAUUUCUGUUGUAAAUCCAUGCCGGUGUUCAACAACCUCCUUAAUUUAUCUAUCGAGAGCCACAAGGAAAAAGGUUGGCAAGUAAUGCCACUUUUGCUCAAGAGUUGUCCCAAUCUACACACUUUGGUCAUCAAGGGUCUUGUCCACAGAGUAACAAAUAGAUGUGGAGAUGCAUGCGCUUGCAUCCCUAAGAAGCAAAGGAAAUUUGUGAAUGAGGAAGAGGAGUUAUGUUGUUUAUGGACAUGUCAAGUGAAGAUGCUAAAGAUUUCAGAGUAUGGAGGUUCUUUUCAAGAGCUGAAACAGAUGAGACAUUUCUUGGGCAAGUUGGAAUGUCUUGAAACCGUGAAAGUUGGUGUUGAAGCAGAUAAGAGCAGUAUGUUCUUGCGAGCUAAUCUGCUAGCUCUUCCCAGGCUUUCAUCAGAGUGCAAGAUCCAGUUCAUCUGA
Messenger RNA from Eutrema salsugineum, 1422 nucleotides. Its product is annotated as F-box/LRR-repeat protein At1g48400. The record is from RefSeq and is a predicted model, not a curated record. NCBI's taxonomy places the organism in Eukaryota, Viridiplantae, Streptophyta, Magnoliopsida, Brassicales, Brassicaceae. The transcript is spliced from 4 exons. Gene Ontology annotation, molecular function: protein binding. Bases 1 to 1422 code for a protein of 473 amino acids.